Raphanus sativus (radish) is the source of this 1584-nucleotide messenger RNA. RefSeq lists its product as uncharacterized. The transcript is spliced from 2 exons. NCBI's taxonomy places the organism in Eukaryota, Viridiplantae, Streptophyta, Magnoliopsida, Brassicales, Brassicaceae. The record is from RefSeq and is a predicted model, not a curated record. Bases 733 to 1245 code for a protein of 170 amino acids.
ACAAAAAAUAUACCCGCCUUCUCGAAUGGCGGGUCAGAAUCUAGUUUAACUAUUAUUUUAAUACUGAUCAUAUUUUUAAAAUUAUUAAAAUUUGAGAAAUUGCUCUUAGCAACAAAACAAAAUUUUGGAAAAUUAUGGUCAACGUAACCCCAGACGCACUUCAUAGUGCUGACUCCAUCGAGUAGAUAUGUGCCGCCACAUGGCGACGACCAAACCCACAAAAGCGAAAUCAUUAGGCUCUCGAGUGUUUGUUGAAUGGUGAGAUGUGGAUGAGACUUGAGAGAGUAUAGUUGGGGUAGAGGUUUUGAUUCUUUCGUUCCCACUCCAUCGCAAACUUUGGCUUAUAGAAAAAAGAAAAAUAAACUUACCUAAUUAAUAAAGAAAAGGAGGAACGUCAUACUAUAUACAAACGUUACACCAAAUGUAAUAAAUACUUUUAUAAGAAAAAUAUGAAAAUGAAGUUGAAUGAAAGAGUAGUCGAACCACUACUAAGUAAUUGCUUCAGAGUGCCGUCUCUCUUUCUCUUUCAACGACGGUUUGAUCGAUUCAUUCAGAAGAUUGACACCUUUCAUCAUCUAAAUAUAUGAUUAAAAGACUGCCGUACAGAGCUGGAUGACCUCAUGGCUUAAGCCACGCAAAGAGACUACCUCACCUCUUCUUUAACUUGUUAUAUAUUUCUUCCAUUUCGUAAACAAAAAUUUUAAACAUUUUUGAGAGAGAAGAAAAGUAACAAUGAGAAGCUUCUUCUUCAUCCUACGUUGUUGCUUCUUGUUAUUCUCCUUCUUCUUGUUCGACCUAGCGUUUGCAGCUGGAGGGAAGAUAUGGAGCCGAACAGAGAUGGUGGAGAUGGCUGGUUACGGUGAGCAGAAACUUUCCUCGGUGAUCAUCACCGGGUCUCUUCUCUGCGACACUUCAUCUCCUCAUCACUUUCACUCCAUAGCUAUCCCAGGUGCUACAGUUGCCAUCAAGUGUCACACUGGAUUCAAAAGGCGAUCAAGAUGGAUUAAGGCUGUUACUGAUGAUCUGGGAGAGUUUGAAAUCGAUCUUCCUUCCCAACUCCACGCAGUUGAAGACCUUGAAAACACAUGUGUCGUCAAGCCAAUACAUGUGCCUGAGCUCUAUGGAUGCUAUCACAACUCGAGAAAUAAUACACACAAACGCAUCAAACUUUUUUCCUCUACCAACAGCAUCCGUGUCUACAAAACAGGGAAGAUCAGGUUACAGCGCCACAGUUCGAAGUCAUAGCAAGCUGCGACAUUUUCAACAAAAGAUCUAUAAGAAACAACAGAUUCUUGAAGUUCCAUCUAGUAAGAAUCGUAUGUUAUAAAAUGAGAGCAGGGCAGAGGAAAGAGAGACUCUGCAGCCUGCUUGAAUCCCUACUUGGGCCAAACAGAUUGUCUUAAGGUUUUAUAACAUGGCCCAGUUGGCCUUUUUGGGAUGCAUAAAUACCUACCUUUUAUUAACGAGGCUUUUCAUUAAAUUAAAAUGGUGAGCCCACUAUAGUGUUCAUCCUCUUCACUUUCUAAAAUUGAGCAUGUGAUUGUUUUUAUGACAUAUUUUUAUUCCCGAUUUAGUAAGUCUGCU